AUGCGAGAGCCAAAUCUUAGCUUUCCUCAUCAGAACCGUGCUUCAAUAUGCAUCACGUCUGCAGUCUACGAUCGUCGUGCUCUUGACUCGACAGCAACACUACCGCUGAUUAAUUCGCUUACUCAUUUGGCUUAUUUGACUUCAACUUCACCUCGCAUCCGGGAAAUCCUGUCGUUGGAUGGUGGUUUAGAGCAAUUGGUUCGCAUCCUUUCAGCAGAGCAGCAGCCCAAUGAUCUUCGUGGCUUAUGGAAGUGGUCUCUUGCUUUCCAAUGCACCGUCAAUAUUGGUGUACGUGGUACCGAACAGAUUCGAACAAGAGUCGUCGAUGCAGGGAUGGUGACCAUUGUGUUGCGCGUAUUGCAAAACUUCUUGCGAGCCUUGGAGGUUGUAUCUCGUGAGCAACAAGACCAGGAGAAACGGCAACAGCAACAGCAACAACAGCAAGGAGAUAGUAUCUCUGCAGCAACAGUAGCAGCAGCGGCAGCAGCGGCAGCAGCAGUGGCAUCUAACAAUGUUGCAAGUAAUCGACCAUUGUGUAUAAGCAGCAGCAACAACAACAACAACAACAACAAUGGCGGCGUUGGUGGUAGUGAUGGUGGCGGCAACGCAUCAUCCACAUCAUGGACAUCAUCCGACAAUACAGCAACAGCAGCAGCUGCAGGAUUACAACCACAACCAGAACCAUUUAUUCAACAACCCGAUACAACAAAGCCAUAUACCGAUCAUAAUACACCAUCAUCAUCAUCAUCUUCGUCCUCCUCCUCCAAUCCUCUUUCCGCAACAGCAACAACAACUACAACUACUACUUCUACAACUACCAAUAACACCAACACCAUAUCAUCUCAUCAUUCUUCUUCUUCUUCUCCUCAUCAUCCUCAGCAUCGUCAUAUCAAUAGUCUUCGUCGACGUACCACUUUUCCUUAUGUCAAAAUCACAGCCGAUCAACGACGACGGAACCGUAUGGAACGACAACAUACAUUUGCACCACCUUCAUCUACCAAUACUUCUCUGAAUGUGGACAAUGUAUUCUAUCGUGAAGAUGAUAUCUUGAUGUCACUCCAAUUACUGGCUUAUUUGUCAAAGUAUCCACACAUCCGCGACCUGUUCCACACAGCUUUUCAUACCAACGUGUUUUCAGUGGUGGAAAAGUUCACACAUCGAAUCCAUCCAAAGCCGAUCCAAUACUGGGCAGGAGUUAUUAUGCGCAAUGGGUGUCGUAAGGAUGAGACACGAGGUGGUAUUCGCAAAUGUGCCAAUGUCCAUUGUACAAAGUGGGAACAAAAGCCUCGUGAAUUCGCCAAAUGUCGACGGUGCCGUAAGGCAAAGUAUUGCAGUAAGGAAUGUCAAAGCAAGGCUUGGAGUGAAGGCCAUCGUUGGUGGUGUGUGGAAAAACCAUCCACUGCCGUUGCUGCUGCCGCCGUCGUAGCCGCUGCUGCUGCUGCCACCACUUCCACAACACCUUCGAACACAACCAACACACCACAACCACCACAACCCCAUCAUCAUCAUCAUCAUGCACAACCACCUCUUCCGACAACAAGAACAGCUACUACCACUACAACCACCGCUCCCACCACAACAUCACCUGCAGGGAUGCCAACGACAUCAGCCGAACAGCAACAAGGAUCUCCUACACCACACACUACUGCAGAUACAUUACUUUCUUUGCAUUAA
Lichtheimia ornata is the source of this 1674-nucleotide messenger RNA. RefSeq lists its product as uncharacterized. Gene Ontology annotation, biological process: establishment or maintenance of cell polarity; ubiquitin-dependent protein catabolic process. Bases 1 to 1674 code for a protein of 557 amino acids. Gene Ontology annotation, cellular component: MUB1-RAD6-UBR2 ubiquitin ligase complex. The transcript is spliced from 2 exons. The record is from RefSeq and is a predicted model, not a curated record. Lineage: Eukaryota; Fungi; Mucoromycota; Mucoromycetes; Mucorales; Lichtheimiaceae.